AGCAGAGCCCCGCGUUCAGGGCGCCCCGUGUGGCGAGCGCGCGGCAUGUCGCAAGGGCCCCCCGCGGGCGGCGUGCUGCAGAGCAGCGUGGCGGCGCCUGGGAACCAGCCGCAGAGCCCCAAGGAUGAUGACAGGAAGGUUCGAAGAAGAGAGAAAAACCGGGUUGCAGCUCAGAGGAGCCGAAAGAAGCAGACACAGAAGGCUGACAAGCUUCACGAGGAACAUGAGAGUCUGGAGCAGGAGAACUCUGUGCUGCGCAGGGAGAUCGCGAAGCUGAAGGAGGAGCUGCGGCACCUGAGUGAGGCGCUGAAGGAGCACGAGAAGAUGUGCCCGCUGCUGCUCUGCCCGAUGAACUUUGUGCAGCUUCGGCCAGACCCCGUGGCCAGCUGUCUGCCACGAUGAUGCCCCAGAUCACCCCUCUUUUAUCUGGCUCGGAACCUUGGUUUGCACACUCAGGAGUUUCUCUACACAUCUGUGUCCAGGGGUACGCGUGGCCCUGCCGCUCCAGGGAGCUGUGGGGCUAGCCUGGGCUCAGCAUUGUGCUCUGGGGCACCUGACUUCCGGCCUCAGCGUGGUGGGGCGGAUCCAGAGGCCCCAGUGAGAAGGCCCUGUGAGUCGCUCCCCCCUCACUUUGGCAGCUAGCCCGUCCUGUCCUUAGGCAGGGUCUUUUCAUCUAGAAUUUGGAAAAUAAAGAUUGUUACCG
Messenger RNA from Rattus norvegicus (Norway rat), 703 nucleotides. It is a transcript of the gene Batf3, whose product is annotated as basic leucine zipper ATF-like transcription factor 3. Gene Ontology annotation, cellular component: nucleus. Gene Ontology annotation, biological process: regulation of DNA-templated transcription; regulation of transcription by RNA polymerase II. Lineage: Eukaryota; Metazoa; Chordata; Mammalia; Rodentia; Muridae. Gene Ontology annotation, molecular function: DNA binding; DNA-binding transcription factor activity. The transcript has 3 exons. The coding region runs from base 46 to 402 and encodes 118 amino acids. The record is from RefSeq and is marked validated.